UGCUUUGUCUUCUUCAGUUCAACCGUUUAAGCAACUCCACAAGAGCACACACCGAUUUCUCACCAAAAGUCAAAAACCUCAAUUCAAAGGAAAAAAAUCCGGUGAAACUGUUAAAGGUAUUCAGGGCUGAGAUUGAUAAGCACAAGCUAUAGAUCAAAGAGCUGUGACAUACUUACCUGGGAUCGGUGGGUACAAUUGAAGAAGUCAAUUCAAAUGCCUGAAGAGGACUUGAUUGACAUAAAGUUCAGGUUGUACGAUGGGUCCGAUAUCGGACCUUUCAGGUACUCAUCGGCCGCCACGGUCGAUAUGCUCAAGCAAAGGAUUGUGUCCGAUUGGCCCAAAGGUAAAACAAUCGUCCCAAAGGCAGCAAAUGAAGUAAAACUGAUUAAUUCUGGUAAAAUCUUGGAAAACAACAAAACCGUUGGUCAUUGUAAAGCACCAUUUGGUGAUGUUGCAGGGGGAGUUAUAAUAAUGCAUGUUGUUGUACAGCCAUCUCUAUCAAAAACUAAAGCUGAGAAGAAGAUUGAUGAUUCACCCAAGAAGGUUAUGUGCUCUUGUUCCAUAUUGUGAAGGCAGUUCCUUAAGUUGGAGGUGCUUAUCUAUAAAAAUCAGUUAGCCGUAAACUACAGAAAUCAUUGUCUGGAGCCAAAACCAUUUUACUUUCAGCAUUCAUGUGUAAAAGUCUACGUGCAGUUAUGUAUUCAAAGAGAACGUUUGUGUUGAUUGUGACUUCCAAAAAUUGCAUUCUUUUAUUACAAGUUUUAAAGGGUUGAUAGUGGCCAGUUGAUUUCA
Messenger RNA from Neltuma alba, 792 nucleotides. Its product is annotated as membrane-anchored ubiquitin-fold protein 3. The record is from RefSeq and is a predicted model, not a curated record. Gene Ontology annotation, molecular function: protein binding. Bases 214 to 570 code for a protein of 118 amino acids. The transcript is spliced from 4 exons. NCBI's taxonomy places the organism in Eukaryota, Viridiplantae, Streptophyta, Magnoliopsida, Fabales, Fabaceae.